UAAUUGAUGUCAAACAUCUGUAUAAGCUGGAGGAAACUGUCAAAGUGAAAAUCGUCCUGUUUGACCAAAAGAAAAGACCUAAAUCUCGUGGAGGUGAUAUGGUAGUAGUUUGGAUGAAAGACAUGAAGAAUGGCGCUGCUUCCGCCGGAAUUGUAAAGGAUCAUGACAACGGGACGUAUACAGGUAUUCUGCGCACCUUGUGGACCGGAAGAGCAGCAAUGAAGGCAGCUGUUAUUACAUCCAAGGAACGAAUAGACUUUACAUAUGACAUUUUACGCAAAGGAUACCAGGGGAAGUCAAUUAAUUGUAUAUUUAGGUCAACUAGGGCAGUUGAGACUACAAAUGGAUACAUGGACAUUAACAAUAUGAAAACAGACAAUCUUUGCAAUUUCACCAGUCAGUACCAUGGUGUUCCAUUCUAUUGUGGCAAACCUAAAGGAGAGGGAUUGCGAUGCGUAGACUGGACACAAGUGUCUUGCAGAUUGAAGAAAAUGACUCUUAGCUCAAACGAGCAAUGGUUUUAUGAAUCUAGGGCCUCAGAAAACCUUCCUGAUGUCAUCAAUAUAACUAUUGGUCAUGUUGAAGGUGAUACCGCAUCUGCAUCUCGGCCAUGUUACCUGCAGGACCCUCGGAACACCUGGCGUGCCACCCCUCCUGUUGGGUUUUCUUAUCAACACACAUGGCGCCCUCUAUCAUGUUUUAGCAACAUCAAAACUACAAAUAGCUACCAUCACUGCCUAGCGAAUAGAACAUUGAGACUGUAUGGUGACUCCACUGAUGGAUGUAAGCCCCAAACCACUCAGUUCGGGAUGUGGGGUCCUGUGUAUGAGAACAUUCUGAAACAAGAGUUUGUUGGUAUCAACAACCGGGUGGUUUACCUCGACUUCUGGGAUAUGACAGUUGCUCUGGAAUCUACAGCUAAUCACCCAAGUUCGCAGAUCGUGAAAACGAUGCUGGAUAUGUUCUUCGGAUACGUUUGUAAAACUGAGCUGAAUUGA
Haliotis rufescens (red abalone) is the source of this 998-nucleotide messenger RNA. RefSeq names its product NXPE family member 3-like. The record is from RefSeq and is a predicted model, not a curated record. The transcript has 5 exons. Bases 99 to 998 code for a protein of 299 amino acids. NCBI's taxonomy places the organism in Eukaryota, Metazoa, Mollusca, Gastropoda, Lepetellida, Haliotidae.